Leptosia nina is the source of this 1146-nucleotide messenger RNA. NCBI's taxonomy places the organism in Eukaryota, Metazoa, Arthropoda, Insecta, Lepidoptera, Pieridae. The record is from the annotation of a GenBank genome assembly.
AUGGAUGCCGUGUUUGAUAUUUGUUAUCUGACACCCGAUGGUAAUAAUGUUGAACCAGAUGAUAUUCCAAAGACAAAGGAAAGUGUCUGGAUUUUAGGGAAGAAAUAUAGCCCUGUACAAGACUUGGAUCGCAUUAGGCGAGAUAUUACUUCGAUUAUAUGGUGUACUUAUAGAAAAGGUUUUGUCCCGAUUGGCGAUGAAGGUCUUACGUCGGACAAAGGUUGGGGAUGUAUGUUACGUUGUGGGCAAAUGGUACUUGGUGUUGCGUUAACAAGAAUUCAUUUAGCCACAGAUUGGGUAUGGACAGCUGAAACUAGAGAUCCAACAUAUUUGAAAAUCAUUCAGAGAUUUGAGGAAAGAAAACAAGCCCCAUAUUCUAUUCACCAAGUAGCUCUAAUGGGAGCUAGUGAAGGAAAGGAAGUUGGACAAUGGUUUGGACCUAAUACUGUUGCGCAAGUAUUGAAGAAAUUAGCUGUAUAUGACAAAUGGAGCUCUCUUGUGAUACAUGUUGCUUUAGACAAUACAGUAGUUAAAGAGGAUAUUUUACAACAAUGUAGUGUAAACAGUGAUAGAGGUGAUAAUAAUACAGAUGAUGUACACAUUACUGAUUGGAUGCCUUUACUUCUCAUUGUACCACUCAGACUUGGUUUAAGUGAAAUCAAUCCAGUUUAUAUUGAUGGAUUAAAGAUAUGCUUUCAAAGUCCACAAUCUAUUGGUGUAAUUGGAGGUAAACCAAAUCAAGCUUUGUAUUUGAUUGGCUGUGUCGGAGAUGAAGUCUUAUAUUUAGAUCCACAUACUACACAAAGAUCUGGUCUCGUUGAAAAUAAAAUCACAGACGAACAGAAGGAAAUGGAUUGCUCAUAUCAUUGUAAAUAUGCUUCUCGAAUACCAAUUCUCACAAUGGACCCAUCAGUUGCUGUGUGUUUCCUUUGCCGUACGCGAAAAGAUUUUGAUGAUCUCUGCAACACAUUUCAAAGUAGUCUUAUGAAAGAGGCUCAGCCGCUUUUUGAGAUCUGUGACCAAAGGCCUUCUCAUUGGGGACCUAGCACCAACUCGGACAUCGAUCUGCAAAAUACUUUGUUUACAGAAUUUGAAGAUGUGGAUAGACAAUUUGAUGACUCGGAUGAAGAGUUUGAAAUCCUAUGA